Messenger RNA from Lytechinus pictus (painted urchin), 4265 nucleotides. RefSeq lists its product as uncharacterized. The transcript is spliced from 5 exons. Lineage: Eukaryota; Metazoa; Echinodermata; Echinoidea; Temnopleuroida; Toxopneustidae. Bases 185 to 1156 code for a protein of 323 amino acids. The record is from RefSeq and is a predicted model, not a curated record.
GGGGCUUAGGAUUCGGUUCAAAUGUCUCCCAGGAGGUGUGGCCGAAAGUGGUACAAAAUACGCUUAUCACCAUGGAGCUUCUAUGGAGUAUCUGUACGUUAUAUGCAAAUGUUAUUUAAACGAGGCUUUUCCGCGGGUGCUACCUUUCAGUCUAUACGUAUUUAUUAGUCUAUGAUAUAUAUGCAUGCUGCGAAUGCGAAGCGCACGCACGACCGUAAAGUUGCAUAGCAACAGAAGCGAAAUGGCAGAGACUAUCACCGUGGAAAACGCUAAAUGCGUUGCAAAUUUAGGGAAAAUAGAUGGAAGGUUGCGACUUGGAGAGUUCCUUGGCUGGACAAUGGCUGAUUUUGAUGAAGAUGCUCAGAUGAGAGAAUCAAUUCUUCUUGAUUUUCUUUAUGAGAGUCUCAUGUUUGGAGCUCAGAAGGGUGUCCCAUGGUCACAAAUACCAGCCCUUUUACAGGUUGCAUCAGAGUUUCAGAAACGAACAAUUGGUCAACCACUCUCGGCAGCAAUCAAGAUCUACAGGGAAAUCUCACAGAGGUACCUGAAUGAUAAUGCAAUAAGUGAGAGCAAUCUUAGACUCUUUACCAGUCACUUGUUUGAAACCUACAUGGCUCACUAUCAACUCUACCAGAUUGUAUUCACCACAGAGAGGGAACCAAUGACUGUCAAGCAACAUCUAGAUGUUCUGCCUCCACCCGAAACAUAUCCUCUUGAUGAGGCCAAACCACUGAAUAUCUGGGAAUAUGAAAGAAAGAUGAGUGAAAUAGAGAAGGAAGAGAAGUCAAGACUGAAUCAGAUCAAGCUAGAAGAAGAAACUAUUCUCAAUGACAUUGAUGAGAAACAACCCUUCAAGGACACCAAAGACACAGUCCUGGACAGACAGCAAGUUUCUGAGUUGAUUAAUGAUGCGAUCCAGCAUCACACCUCACAGACCGAGAAGCUUCUCCAGACGAAGGUCGAAGGUAGGCUGGAGGACCUCUCAUUCUACCUUGAGAAGACCGCCCUGCCACGCCCAGAGCACCUAGGCCCACCCCCAAGGACCAAAGAACCACCCAGGAUGUCAGCAAAGAGCAGGGCUGGUGGCAAGCUGGGCUCCGACGGCAUGCCUUCAGCCAAAUCAAAGAAAUCCAAGAAAUCUGCAAAGACAAAGUGAAAAUGGAAAGAGCAAUGCGUAAAGGGAAAACAUUUCAGCCCAUAUUCCGAAUUCCCGAUCAAUUUUAAUGUCAUCUGGUAAUUCUGUGGGUUAAUUAAUUAUGGUUGAAUGGAUAUGACACAAAUCUAUAACAUUAGUCACUCAAUUUAUCAGCUUGUUUGGCGCUCAAAUCCUUAGGAAUUAAAAAGAGAAAAGAAAUUGUUUUCUUCACAAUUGAAGCAUGGGGAAAUGAGGCAGUAAACAUAAGAAACAUGAAAUAUUCACUUUUUUUAAACAUAUUUGGCUUUCCAUACCUUUAUCAGACCUGAUCAAGGACUAAAAUGAGUCGAACAAGACUUCAGAAUACGGGCUGUAUUAAAACCUUUCAAAUUAUUAAUGUGUCCAUACAGUUAAAGACAGGCAUAUUGCCCAAUUUCUACUGGUGGCGGGGUUGGGGAAUUCAGAGAAACUGUUAUCUGUAACAAAUUUCUCUCAAUAUACUGGGCAUGUAGUAAGGUUAUAACAUUUGGGAAUGUUGCUAUUUCUUAUCAGUCGAGCAAAAUGUUUUGUCAUUGUUUUGGUUUAUUAUUUGUAUUUGUUAUGUCUUUCUUUCUUGGGAAUGUGAAGGUGGAUACUACAUUACUUGUAUACAAGUGUAACUGAUAAUUGCUUUGAUGGAGGUUGAUACUGUGUAAAUGUAGUCUGCUAUGCAGACUCUGAAUGGCUAAUGAGGUGGGAUCUCAGCACGCGAAGCGCGCUGCUGCUGGUUUGCGAACCAGCCUGAAAGGGCAAGCGAAGCAAGCCAGCCACAGUAGACCUAGUCUGCUAUGUAGACUCCUUGAAUCAGCUGUGGUACACACACUGCAGAUGUGGGUCUACAUUUGUAGACUAGGUUCCUUGUUACACAAAACUUAGUGUUUGACUAUAGGGCUGAUUUUUUAUGACUGAUUACAUUGAUCAUUGUGUGCAAUCAAGCAUAUAAGUCAAUUGUAUGAUCAAUUUCUAAGCUUUGUGUUAAGAGCCCUAGAUAUGAAAGCUCUCAAGUAAGUGCAUUGUGUAUGUGCAAGACUCACUUUUGAAUGACAUGGGGAGUUUAUACUUUUAGAUGGAUAUUUAACCCUAUACAGUGCAUAUCAAAAAAAAGUUUACACUUUGAAAAAGCCCUGGGAAUUAAAAAAUACAAUAUGUGGGUAAUUUUUUCACAUAUAAUCUUGGGUUUGGGUCUCAUCUAUCCAAUGAAAGUAAAAGUUUUGACAGAAUGUUACACUUGAGUGAGCAUUGUCCAUUUUUGUAAAGCUCGCAGAAAUCUGUUUGCGCAGAAAUGCUUGUUUCCACGCUGUGUCAAGGGAAAAGGAGAAAUCAAACUUACCCUGCAAAACAUUUCUCAUACAUUUCCCUUGCACUUUUAGUCAAUUGAAAUGAAACAGAUACAUUCAAGCAUUUUGUAACAAUUUUGAAACGCACUGUAUAGCUCAAGCUAUUUUUAAUUUGCAUACCGGGGGGGGGGGGGGGGGGAGCAUUAUGGGCCUUCCAAGAUCUUGGUCGUUUAAUCUCGUGAUUGCGCUCGAAAAUUGGCACGCACGUCACUCAUAAUCUCUUACAUUGGAUUUUGCCCAAAUUAUUUUGAUUUAUUAUGUUAAUUGAUGCAUAAAAUCAUAAAUUGGCUGUAAAUCCUUCAAUAAUGCUCCCAAAUUUUUAGAUUCUGGUCUUUUGAGGAUUCUUAUCAAAUGUAUCUUGAAAACAUGACAAUAUCAUUUAACCCCCCCCCCCGAGGUUUUUUGUCUCACCUGCAUAGCAGAGUGAGACUAUAGGCGCCGCUUUUCCGACGGCGGCGGCGACGGCGGCGGCGGCGGCGGUGGCGACGGCGACGGCGGCGGCGGCGGCGGCGUCAACACCAAAUCUUAACCUGAGGUUAAGUUUUUGAAAUGACAGCAUAACUUAGAAAGUAUAUGGACCUAGUUCAUGAAACUUGGCCAUAAGGUUAAUCAAGUAUUACUGAACAUCCUGCCUGAGUUUCAUGUCACAUGACCAAGGUCAAAGGUCAUUUAGGGUCAAUGAACUUAGACCAUGUUGGGGGAAUCAACAUCAAAAUCUUAACCUAAGGUUAAGUUUUUGAAAUGUCAUCAUAACUUAGAAAAUAUAUGGACCUAGUUCAUGAAACUUAUACAUAAGGUUAAUCAAGUAUCACUGAACAUCCUGCAUGAGUUUCACAUCACAUGACCAAGGUCAAAGGUCAUUUAGGGUCAAUGAACUUUGGCCGAAUUGGGGGUAUCUGUUGAAUUACCAUCAUAACUUUGAAAGUUUAUGGAUCUGAUUCAUGAAACUUGGACAUAAUAGUAAUCAAGUAUUACUGAACAUCCUGUGCAAGUUUCAGGUCACAUGAUCAAGGUCAAAGGUCAUUUAGGGUCAAUGAACUUUGGCCAAAUUGGGGUAUUUGUUGAAUUACAGCCAUAAAUUUGAAAGUGUGUUGGUCUAGUUCAUAAAACUUGGACAUAAUAGUAAUCAAGUAUCACUGAACAUCCUGUGCGAGUUUCAGGUCACAUGAUCAAGGUCAAAGGUCAUGUAAGGUCAAAGAACUUUGGCCACGUUGGGGGUAUUUGUUGAAUUGCCAUCAUAUCUCUAUAAGUGUAUUGGUCUAGUUCAUAAAACAUGGAAAUAAGAGUAACCAAGUAUCACUGAACAUCUUGUGCGAGUUAUAGUAGUUUUCAAAAUCAGCACUGCUGCUAUAUUGAAUCGCGUGAUGCAGGUGAGACGGCCAGAGGCAUUCCACUUGUUUAAAAAAAGGUGUACAGUCAAGGAUCUAUCUCACAGUUGGUUGUCUCCGUUUUGGUGAAGCUUAUCUAUAAUUCUGAUAUUUUAUUUCUGCAUUCAUUAGAGGCAAUAUAUUAUACUUAAAAUUGGUGUUUUGAAUGAAGAGCAGUUGCAAUCAAAUUUAUAUUACUUUUAUGUGAACAGAAAGCAAUACAAUACCCCUGUGUUCCCUUUUUUUUGGGGUGAUGGUAUUUGAUUCCUGUUUGUCAAUUGUUGGUAAUGAGUUAGAAAUCGCAAUCGUCAUUUCAUAGUUACAGUGUAAUGUUUAUUUUAUUACGUUUAGUAUAUUUAUGAGCAAAUAAAUUUUACUGAUUACAAA